This is a messenger RNA of Carlito syrichta (Philippine tarsier), 1011 nucleotides long. RefSeq names its product CKLF like MARVEL transmembrane domain containing 7 (gene CMTM7). The record is from RefSeq and is a predicted model, not a curated record. Gene Ontology annotation, cellular component: membrane. The annotation marks the transcript as partial. NCBI's taxonomy places the organism in Eukaryota, Metazoa, Chordata, Mammalia, Primates, Tarsiidae. The transcript is spliced from 4 exons.
GCAUCUCUGAUGUCUCUGUGUUUGUGUCUCAGGUCACCCUGCUGAUCGCCUUCAUCUGCGUCCGGAGCUCUCGGGUGAGCGACUACAGCGCCUUCAGCUACUUCGAAGUGGUCACCAUUUGCAACUUGAUCAUGAUCCUCGCCUUUUACCUGGUCCACCUCUUCCGCUUCUACCGUGUGCUCACCUGUAUCAGCUGGACCCUGUCGGAGCUCCUGCACUAUUUAAUUGGCACCCUGCUCCUGCUGGUCGCCUCCGUCGUGGCAGCCUUCAAGAGCUACAACCUGAGUGGAUUGGUCGCAGGAGCGGUCUUUGGUUUCAUGGCCACCUUCCUCUGCAUGGCAAGCAUAUGGCUGUCCUACAAGGUCUCAUGUGUGACCCAGUCCACAGACGCAGCCGUCUGAUGAGGCCGCAGCCGCGGGGCCCCUGGGGAGCUCUGCAGUGACCAGUGACCCCAGGCAAGGCCUCUAGACCUGUGUGCACCCGUGUUCCUGUACCAAAGGCCUGCCGGGCUGGUGACGCCAGAAAAGGCCUGUGCCUUCCGCCCGCUCUUCCAAGAAGCCGGUUCCCUGAGCUCCUGAGCUGGCCGGGGUCUCGGGCUCCAGUCUUCCUUGGAGAACAUUCCUUCCCUUCUGGGAAAGGAAAGUGGCUGCAGGGGAAAUCUGUUCUCUGCCUUCCUGCUUCUGGAACCAUCUCAGGUCCUGAUGAGCCCUCUCAGCACAAGGGAGGGUCUGUGAACACAACCCUCCUGGUAAAUCCGCCUCUGCCUCACACUCCUCAGGGGGUGAAGCUGCCUUAAGGCCUCAUCAAAACAAAGCCACCUCCGAAUUUAUCCAGCUCGUCCGUCUGGCCCUGAAGAUACUCUCUUCCUUAUAGUGAGGCGUGCCUGUAGCACUGUGUGGUCCGCCUGUCCCCACAGAGGAUGGCGCGUGUCUCCUUUCCCUGGUUCUGCCUUUGUUACUCCUUCAUGCGUGUGUGUGUGUUUUUUUAAUAAAAUAUUGAUUUGGCCAGUUG